AUGCGGAAGUGGAAAGCUGAGAGGAAAAAUCAGUUCAUAGCUGCGAAUAAAGAGAUUCAGAGUAUUAAGAAUGAAAUCUAUAAUAACCCAGCUGGAGGAUAUUCAUCAAAUGAUUUGGUAGUGAAUGAUUUGUCCUUGAGAUAUCUCGAAGAAUUGCAGAGAGAACUUCAAGCACUUCAGAAAGAAAAAGCAAUGGCGGAUGCAUUGACUUCAAAGAUCACGAUGUGGGAAAAGGCGAGGGGAGUUCAUUUUACUUAUGAUGGGAUUCGUUUACUUUCAAUGCUUGAAGACUACACGGUUUUACGACAAGAAAAUGAACUAGAGCGCAAAAGGCAGAGGGACCAGAAGAAACUCCAAGGAGUGUUACUGACCGAGCAAGAAGUUCUUUAUGGAUCAAAACCGAGCCCUAUGAAGAACCAAAGUGCCAAGAAAGGGCCUCGAUUGUCGACAUACCCGAACAAAAAACACAACGAGAUGCUUCAAAAGACACUCACAAUCAACGAAAUAGACAACCGUACGCCUCAAGAAAUGGCCAUAGUUCCCGAGCUCUCAACACCAUCAACGGUUUCUAUUAUUCCAAUGCAGGUGGCCAUAACAACACCCACUCAAAUGCCGACAGCUGUCCCAAGACAGGUGGCGAUUGAGUACUCGUUCGAAGAGAAGCGGGCCGGGUUUUGUUCGACCAGACCAUGCGCUUAA
Striga asiatica is the source of this 699-nucleotide messenger RNA. The record is from the annotation of a GenBank genome assembly. Lineage: Eukaryota; Viridiplantae; Streptophyta; Magnoliopsida; Lamiales; Orobanchaceae.